Molecule: messenger RNA, 1371 nt
Organism: Trifolium pratense (red clover)
Lineage: Eukaryota; Viridiplantae; Streptophyta; Magnoliopsida; Fabales; Fabaceae
Product: ethylene-responsive transcription factor 3-like
Exons: 1
Coding region: 510-1190 (226 amino acids)
Biological process (GO): regulation of DNA-templated transcription
Molecular function (GO): DNA binding; DNA-binding transcription factor activity
Source: RefSeq, a predicted model, not a curated record
CAGAGAAACCCACAGGGAAAGGUAAGAAAGAAAACAACACUCUUUUGAGGUCCAUUUUCAAUCUUCUUAAUUAAUUAUAAAUAUAUAUUUUUUGUAUUUGUAUAGAUAGAUAGAUGAACAAGAUCAAUAGAAGGUGUUAUUGUUGUUAACUUUUGUUAUGGUUCUUUCCUUCAACCACAAUCUCUCUUUCUCUCUCCCACCACCCAUUCAUCUUUUUCUCUCUCUUCUUCUCCCUCUCUUCCUCUCAUCAUUCUCCUCCUCAAUCUCUUCAUCUCCUCCUUCUCUUUAAUCCCAUAUAUUCAAUCUCUUCAAAACCCAUCAUCUCUCUCUCCCUCUCUCUGUUUCAUACAUCAAACCUUGUUGAAACAAAAAUAAAAAAUGAGUCUUUUGUAAAAAAAAAUAAAAAAAAUUCAAAGGUUUUUCCUUUGAUUCAUCAAUUUUUGAACGUUUUUUCUCCGAUUUGAUUUUCUGGGUCGUCUUAGAAUUUGAAAAAGAUUGAACCUUUGAAGAUGGGUCGUGGAGGUGGCACAGCCGCCGCAGCUGCGGCGGCGGCGGCAGCGGCUGAACCGGGUUUUUUCAAAGAGCCAAGAUACAGAGGCGUGAGAAAAAGACCGUGGGGACGGUUCGCCGCCGAGAUCAGAGAUCCUUUGAAAAAAGCAAGAGUUUGGCUCGGAACAUUUGACACGGCUGAAGAGGCGGCGCGUGCAUACGACACCGCUGCUAGAAAUCUCCGGGGACCAAAAGCCAAGACAAAUUUUCCUCUUGCACAGCCUUUUUACCAUAAUAUUGAUGCCGGAGACCCGUUUUCCGAUCAACGUUUCUACGCCGGUGCCGGAGUUGUCGCCGGCGAUGGGUUUCAGGAUCAUCGGAGACCUACAUCAAGUGGGAUGAGUAGCACCGUUGAAUCCUUCAGCGGUCCACGUCCGAUCGGAUUACCGGCACCGCCGUCGAUCGUCGCCGGAAGAAGGUACCCACGUACACCGCCGGUUGCACCAGAGGAUUGCCGUAGUGACUGUGAUUCAUCGUCGUCGGUUGUUGACGACGGUGACGGUGAUAACGUGGCUUCAUCGACGAUGCUUUCAUUUAAACGCCAACCACUGCCGUUUGAUCUGAACGCGCCGCCGUUGGAUGAUGCUGACGUGGCAAAUUAUGGUGGUGAAGAUCUGCACUGCACCCUUCUCUGCCUCUGAUGAAAUUGAGAUAAUUGAUGUAUUGGUUCGUUGAAGAAAUUAUGAAUUUUUUUUCUUUAAUUUUUUUGGUUUCUUUUUUUCCCCUUUUUUUUAUUAUGCGGAAAAAAUGAAAAUGAAGAUGAAAUUUAUGAUUGAUGAUCGGUUAUGAGAUUAUGGUAAUAUAAUCUUAAUUUCUGUGAGA